UCGUCUAUUAAUUUAAUACUUCCGGUUAAUGGCUGUAGGCGAAUUUUGAUUAUAAAAAUGCAAAAAUAUGAAAGACUUGAGAAAAUUGGGGAAGGCACAUAUGGAACUGUUUUUAAAGCCAAAAACAGAGAAACACAUGAAAUAGUUGCCCUGAAGAGAGUUCGACUGGAUGACGAUGAUGAAGGUGUACCCAGUUCUGCAUUAAGAGAAAUUUGCUUGCUGAAAGAACUGAAACACAAGAAUAUUGUUCGACUGCAUGACGUGUUGCACAGUGAGAAGAAACUGACCCUCGUGUUUGAAUACUGUGAUCAGGAUCUCAAGAAAUACUUUGACAGCUGUAAUGGCGAGAUGGACCCUGAUGCAGUCAAGUCAUUUAUGUAUCAACUGUUGCGAGGCUUAGCGUUUUGUCACAGUAAUAAUGUCCUUCACCGAGACCUGAAACCACAGAACCUCCUCAUUAACAAGAAUGGUGAACUAAAACUCGCUGACUUUGGUCUAGCCAGAGCAUUUGGUAUUCCUGUUAGAUUUUAUUCUGCAGAGGUGGUUACUUUGUGGUAUCGACCUCCAGAUGUCUUGUUUGGGGCCAAAAUGUAUUCCACAUCUAUUGACAUGUGGUCGGCGGGAUGUAUAUUUGCUGAACUGGCCAAUGCUGGAAGACCUUUGUUUCCUGGUAAUGACGAUGAUGAUCAGUUAAAGAGAAUUUUUAAACUUCUGGGAACACCAACAGAAGACACUUGGCCAACAAUGACUCAACUUCCAAACUAUCGGCCAUUCCCACUGUACCACGUGUCAACCACAUGGCAGCAGGUGGUGCCCAAGCUUAAUAACAAGGGCAGAGAACUCUUACAGCGUUUGCUGGUGUGUAACCCGGCUGGUCGACUCUCAGCUGAAGAUGGAUUGCAGCAUAGCUACUUCUCUGACCUCAGCCCAGCCAUAAAACAAGGGUGAUAACUCACUAGUAAACAGGAUGGAUAAUUCUAGAUCUUGGAGUGUCAUCAGCUUUGCAGGGACUUAUAUGACAAUCUGAGCCUUGUGCAUAAACAAUUUGGUUUAACAGUGAAACAGUAUCAGCUGUCAUUUGUAAAUGAGGGUCCGUUAAAAUACUGUGUGGAUCAUCUGUAACAAAAUUGAUCUGCUACAGUCUGACCCACCAAUUAAGCAUUUGGUCAGUUUGAAGACUUCUAGGUCAGGUCAUAGGGUUUUAUGUGCACAUUUACAGCAAGCUGUUGUAGCGCACACCUGUCAUGGGCACAGAACAGGAAAGAACGCUUCUAGUUUGAGGAUUAUUUAUAUUUCAUAUGCACCUGUUGAGAACACCAUUCAUUAUUUAUGAUACACGCACUAGUAAUAGAUGUGUGGUAUCGAUUUAAAGACAUAUGACUGUCUGUUUCUAGGUGAUGACCCAGUUGCUACAGCCAUACCAUCCAAUGAAAGACAGCACGUUGAAGUUAACGUGAAACUGAUUUUUUUUGUGAUGCAUUAGUUACUACAAGCACAAUGGUUGUAAAUAAGUUUUACAUGGAAAAGACGUUUGAAUUUAUUUUAAACAUGUGUUUUUUAAGGAUGUGUAAGAAAUAGCAUAUUGUACUUGUGUCUGUUAGAUACCCUUUAUCUUACAACUAGUUCAAAAAUGUAUCCAACUCGCUUUCUCUUGUUAUAUAUGUUUUAAACAACGGGUAAACUAAAUGGUAUCUAACAGCCACUCUUGUAGUAGUCUCUAUUUAUAUAUUUAUAUGCAUGUUUAUAUACAAUAAUGAAAACAAAUCAAAGAUGAAAACUCGAAGGAAAGGCUAUUACUGGUAAAACAAAAUAAUUUUAAGAUGUGUUGCCGCAAACAACAUGAGUUUCAAAAAGAUGAUCACAUGGUUAAUUUUUAUGUAUAUGUUUUAAACAUGAACAACAUAUGACAUGUACAUCGAGCUGUACAUUUGUAUUCAAUGUAAAUUAUUAAAUAUACAUGGUUGUACAAAUGCAUAUGGACAUUAAUGCAACUAAGGUUAAAAUACCAGGGCUCGAACUUAAGAAUUUGUCUCCCACGGCAAUUUUUAAAAGAAUUGUAAAAGGUUAAACAGUUAAACGGCAAUUUUGGGCCUGCCUAUGGCAAUUUUUUUUAAAGUGGCAUUUGCAGCAAAUAAACCUGACUGAAAGGCUAUCUUGUUAUAAUUAGACAUCUUUUAAAUGUGCAAAUGUUAAAUAUUGGCAGAGAAUGUACACCAGGUGUAUACAUUUCGCCAUUGUUGAGGAGCUUUACCGACGGCACAAAAGUGCCAUUGGUGAUGCUCUCUACCUACAGCAAUUUAUAUCUCACCGACGGCAAUUGGCGUCGGUGCUGCCGCCAAGUUCGAGCCCUGAAAUACCAAUCAUAAAUUCAGCCAUAUAUUUUUAAUGUUGGGUCUCAUAGUCUGGUGACAAUGUUAACAGAUAGCAAUGUACCGUUACUCUGUUGUGUUUAAUACAGUAUGUUGUGUGUUAUGUUGGUAUUUGUAUUGGGCACAACAAUUGAAAAUUCUUCUGAUUUCUUAGCUUAGAUUGCUGGCUAACCAACGUUACCAACCCAAUCAAAGGAAUAAUGUUCCAUACAGCUGGUUAAUACUUUCAAAUGGUACAGUUUAAUCAGUGCAUUCCAAAUUUGCCAACCAAAUCUGAGUUCAGCUCUUUGCACAUGUCACCGAGCAGAACAGUGUCAGUGGUACCAACUGGUAGGAGGUCAAGGGGGAUAAUCACCAAGGUGGAUGUAGUGUCUCCAACUGGUGUAGUUAUUUUCCAUGGUAAAUACGAAAAAAUACCACAAAUAACUUAAUUUGUUCAGACUCCUAUAAUUCUUUAAUUAUAAAAGCUAGAAAGACAAUUCUGGUGAUGACUCCUAUAGACUUUUCCCCCCCCCCCCCCCACACACACACACACACAAUGAGCUGGUAUCUUUGACAUUUUUCUACCCAACCAACUCCUAAACUUGCCUUUUUCAGAUUGACUGGUAGAUUAUUGGUUUAAAAAAAAACCCAAAACCUACAAUAUCUAUAUUGUCUACACAUUUAAAUCCUGUACUUGAUACAUUGUCAGUUGUGUUCCAGAUUUUGAGCAACUCACUAUGGGCGACUCAUGUUUUGUAUGAACACUGUUUUCAAUAUUGAACUUCUUAAAAUAAAUAAUUAUGUUUUGAACUACAUGUAACUUAAUUAUACAAACAAUGUUGUACACUUUUUGUGUUUAACAUUUAAAUACAGAUGUACCAUUAUAGUAUCUUAGUGAUGCAUUCAAUCCCUGUAAGUCACAUCAGAUGUGUGAGCAAAUGUCAACACAGACUGAGUCACUCAUAGCCUGUGUGGUCACUUAAGUAUGGGAAAAUAAUGCAACUAGACUUAGCUGACAGGAAAAAGUAGGUAUUGCACUACUGUUUGCUGUUCUUUUGUGAUACAAAUGUUAUUGCACAUGUAUAUGUGAAAAAACCAUGUUGUACUUUAUAGAUAUUACAUGAUUCAUUCACCCCUACUUCAAACCAUAGUAUGAUCUCGUCCUACGGUUUUUAAACUCUUCAGUUUAUAUCAUAAAUGUGUGUAUAUCUUAUUGUAUUGUGACAUCAUGUAGCUAUUUUUUCAUUUGAUGAAUUUUGGAUCCAUUGUGAUUUCUAGUCAUAUAAAUACUGCCAUGUCAAAAACAAAGAAGAGUAUGCUGUGUUAUUCUGUUUUUUAAAUGUGUGUUUAUAGGUUAGUGUACAUGUAUUAACAGCAGCUACUAAGAAUUGUUAGUUGUUGUAAGCCAUUGCUUUUCUUUGGUGUUCAUAAUCUCAGACAUUACAUCUAAUGAUCAUUUCAAUCAUUCAUAAGUGAUAUUGAUAAAUCUCAUAAUAUUUUAUUCCACUAUUUUGUGAUUAUGUGUUUUGAUGCCGUUUCUAGUGGAUAUACAUGAUUUUGUUGUUGUUUUGUAACUUUGUACCUGUGUCCUCUAGACUGUCUUAUACAUUAUAAAUAUGAUAUUUAUACAGGUCCAACUUUCAAAGGGUGUGAAGAGAGGAUAUAUGUGUAUGUAUAAUUAAUGAUAUUGGAACCAAAAUGCCAUGUUCUUUGGUAAGUGACUUCAGGUACAUUGUAGGGUAGACGACUUCAGGUACAUUCAAGGGCAUUUUCAGUUUAAUUGAGCUCUUAAAUUAUUUUUAAAAUGCAGUUGAAUACUCUGUCAGUAUCUGGCAUAAUAACAAAACAACUGAACAACAGGGUAAAUACAUCUGAAGAUGCAUGUUUCAAAAGAUGAUGGUUCUAAAAGUCUCGGGUCCAAAACACGGAUCACAUGGGAGGUAACUUUAUUUAUAUACUCAUCACUCACACAAUAUACGUUUAUUUAACUAUAUACCUAGGAGAAAAUAGGUUACAGACACACUAGGUAAAAUAUAAUAUUUAAGGUGCCUCUUCCCCCACCACCCUCCCAUAUUUUCAAUCCAGAACAGCCCUAACUAAACUUUAGCUAUUCAUGUUGAUACAAGUACAUGUUUUGCUAUGAAACUAUUUCUUGUUAGUUUAGUUUUAUGCUCGUAUCCAAUUACAGCUGGAGCAUGCUGUCCUGGGAACACACCUAGGCUGUCUGGGCUGGCUGUUGGUGGCUAGUGACAGAAACUGAUGUACCGGUAGUGGCCUCGCACUGAGCCUUUAAAAGCGAUCCAAGUGGGAGCUUUACUGAGGUGCGAUGUCAUUACCUACCAGCCUUAAGUCUGAUAGCUUGGCUAUUACACUACUGAGGUCGGUAUGAACUUAUGUUUUGUCAUCUGUCUACUGGCCUCGGUGGGCAGUGGUUACGCCAUUGGACUACAGGCUGGUAGGUACAGGCUUCGCAGCCCGGUACCAGCUCCAACCCAGAGCGAGUUCUUACGGGCUCAGUGGGUAGGUGUAAGGCCGCUACACCCUCUUCUCUCUCCCUAACAACUAACCCACUGUCCUGGACAGAUAGCUGAGGUGUGUGCCCAGGACAGCGUGCUUGAACCUUAAUAAGUUGAAAUGAAAUGUCAUCUGUCAUUAAUUAGUGUUGUACAACUAUUUAUACAGGAUCUUGCGAAGGUCAAAGAUCACGUGAGUAGUUUCCUGUAAGAUUGCAUUCUUGUACAUUCCUAUUGCAGCAUCUUUCUGUAACAAUAAUGUCCUGAAAAUGCAAAGUAUAAACAGGGCGUUACAUACUCUAAAAUAAAUCAGGGCAACAGAUAUAUGUAGCCUUGUCCCACUGAUAAAAAGAGCACUUUUUAAACUAAAAAUGACACUUUUUGAUGUUUUUAAGUGGCGUGUGUGGGUGGGGUGUGGGUGGGGGGGGGGGGGAGACAGCCCCCAACUAGGUACAGCCCUGGGAAGCAGUGAGAUUUCUUUGGGAUAGGUAUUUGACACCUUUCCGUUUUACAUAAUCUUAUUGUCCUACUUAGAUGUGUGUGUGAGAGGAAGAUUGUGUGUGUGUGUUUGCUUGUGCCUGUGCAUGCAUGCAUUAUAUACAUUUUAUAAUAUUAGCACAUUCAGUGGCAUAAAAUACAUAGGGACAUUAUAAACCAACGAGGGCACAUAAAUAUAGGGUCUUCAGCUAAACAUGUUUAGUGGGGUUUUUUUGUUUGUUGUUUUUUGGGGGGAAGGGUUUUUGGUUAUAUAAUGUAUUCAUGAUUUUGUUAUAUAAUCAAGUUGGGAAAUGUUUAGUUUUACUGUAAAUACAUUCUUUUAUGUGUGACGAGCAAUAGUAAUGUUUUAUUAUUAUUUGUGUGGUUUAAACGUCUGUGAUAUAAUGUGUUUUGUAUCAUAUUGUGAAAUGCAUUGCUUUCAUUAAAUAUUGUAUUUGA
This is a messenger RNA of Gigantopelta aegis, 5800 nucleotides long. RefSeq names its product cyclin-dependent-like kinase 5. Bases 58 to 948 code for a protein of 296 amino acids. Gene Ontology annotation, molecular function: cyclin-dependent protein serine/threonine kinase activity; ATP binding. Gene Ontology annotation, biological process: axonogenesis; protein phosphorylation; neuron apoptotic process. The transcript has 11 exons. Gene Ontology annotation, cellular component: cytoplasm; nucleus. Lineage: Eukaryota; Metazoa; Mollusca; Gastropoda; Neomphalida; Peltospiridae. The record is from RefSeq and is a predicted model, not a curated record.